Molecule: messenger RNA, 1428 nt
Organism: Alternaria postmessia
Lineage: Eukaryota; Fungi; Ascomycota; Dothideomycetes; Pleosporales; Pleosporaceae
Exons: 1
Coding region: 1-1428 (475 amino acids)
Molecular function (GO): protein binding
Source: RefSeq, a predicted model, not a curated record
AUGGAGGCCAGAUAUAUUCGACGCGUUCAUGAAAUUGCGGUGUACCUAGUCCCAUCGUUUUAUUAUCACUGGAGCAACUUUGGUCAAUCAAGGCUUCCCUUGAUUCAGGCAGUUGGCCAAGGAGAUCUCCACUGGGUCCGACAGAUACUACUGAAAACCGAUACCGAUCCAGACACAAGAAAUUAUCGAGGUUGGACGGCUUUGCAACAAGCCUGCUCUAUCAAAAUCGAUUCUCCAGAGAGUAAAAACCAGGAAGCUAUCGUUAGGCUACUGAUCUCACAGGGUGCAGACGUCAAUGCUGCUCCUAGCAUAACCUACGGCAGAACAGCACUGGAAGCAUCAUGCCAGUGUGGAAACGAAAGAAUCGUAGAUAUAUUACUGGAGAAAGGUGCUCAAGUUAUUGAAGAUAUUCGUUCGGACGGUGGAAUUAGCCUUCUAGCUUAUGCUGUUUCGUCAGGCCAUUUGGGGAUUGUUAAGAAACUUCUCGACCAGGGUGCAGACAUCAAUGAACCAGGCAGAGAGGAGCUGGAAUAUACCGCAUUAUCGGCUGCGGUUACGCUAGAUAGUCUCGGGAUGCUCAACCUUCUGAUUGAGAAUGGGGCAAACAUACAAGGGCACGCUGGCUUGUUUGCUUUGAAAAAAGCUAUAUCAUGGGAUCAGCUAGACAUGGCACAGCGCCUUCUUGAGAAAGGCCUAGACGUCAAUGCUUGUGCCAACGGCCCCGCCCCUCUGCAUUCAGUAGAGUCCAUCGAUAUGUUAGACCUGCUGGUUACCUACGGAGCUCGCUUUGAUAUACCUGGCUCCGAAGGUUCUCAACCUACUGCAUUACAGCAGGCUUCACAGAGAUAUGACCUCGAUCUAGUCACUGAACUCGUACGUCUGGGCUCCGAUGUUCAUCUUCCUGGCAAGGGAAGAUACGGCCGGAGCGCGCUCCAGAAAGCCGCUUCCAGGUGCGACGAUGAAGUUGAAGAAAGUUUUCGUAUAAUGAGCUUUCUCGUCGAAGAGCACGGCGUGGAUGUCAACGAGCCACGUCCGGAAAAUGGGGGUUUUACAAGUCUCGAAGCGGCGUGUCAUACAACAGCUCAGCAGCAGGAGGAUGAACGGAACAUAAAGAGCGUCAAAUUCUUGGUUGAGAGAGGUGCCGUUAUCACACCUCUCACGCUACAUUCGGCCGCCGCCUGGAAUCAUACCAAACUACUCGACUUUCUCUUGCAAAACGGUGCGCGCAAUGAAGACAUCAGCAGUCCAGUCAACAUCCCGAUCGUUGAAAGAUGGAAGAGAUACCGCGAAUUUGGUCCAACCGUCAUCGAGACUGCCAGGAUCAAUGGUCACAUAGCGCUUGCAAAAGCUCUGGAGAAUUGGUCACCAUCGACCCAACUGGAAAUACAUGCAAACGAGGGAGAUUCAGACUGGGAAGAUUCUGACUGA